This is a messenger RNA of Zingiber officinale, 1812 nucleotides long. RefSeq names its product alpha-1,3-arabinosyltransferase XAT3-like. The transcript is spliced from 2 exons. Gene Ontology annotation, molecular function: glycosyltransferase activity. The coding region runs from base 16 to 1605 and encodes 529 amino acids. Lineage: Eukaryota; Viridiplantae; Streptophyta; Magnoliopsida; Zingiberales; Zingiberaceae. The record is from RefSeq and is a predicted model, not a curated record.
GGAAUACGCCAAGGAAUGAAUGACCUCGGGACGCAGAAAUCGCAACUCGCAAGUAUAAAAGAAAACAGAGGGGAGGUAGAAGGACAAGGUAGAAUUGCAAGAGAUCAGGAAGGAGAAGGGGAAGAGAUGAAGACUGUCAGGUCAUAUCCAAGGUCUGAGCCAAGGAGAGUCGUAAAUGGCUUAAUCAUAGGCUCCAUGGUUCUUUCUCUCUGCAUCCUCUCGCUCAUCAGGGGUCGAUAUUGUUCCUCCCCUUUUGCUCCCUCUUAUUUCUCUUUGUUUUUUGUACGUAUUAUGAAUCUUUUGUUCUUAAUAAAAUACCCUGAUUCCGUUGCAGGCAAGUCACAGGAUCUGUCGGAUAGGAGUCGCCGCCUUGUAUCGAUAGCAGGGGAAGACGAUGAAGGAAACAGAGUGCUGCUCGAAGAACUGAGAGAAGCCAAGCGACCAAUGUGUGCGGAAACAAACCGGCGAUCGGAUGUUUGCGAGGCCUCCGGCGACGUAAGGGUGCGAGGAAGCUCCCAAACAAUCUUUGUAAGUCCUGAUCUCACAAACCAGGAAUGGAAGAUGAAGCCUUACGCCCGGAAGCACGACCAAAGGGCGCUCGCCAACGUCAAGGAGUGGACCGUGAAACCAGUUUCCGGCCAGACGCCGCUCCCGGCGUGCACCGACAACCACACCGUCCCCGCCGUCGUCUUUUCCAUCGGUGGCUACGCCGGCAACCUCUUCCACGACUUCACCGACGUGCUCGUCCCGCUGUUUCUCACUGCCCGCCGCUUCCGCGGUGAGGUCCAGUUCGUGGUCGCCGACGCCAGGGCCUGGUGGCUGAGCAAGUUCAGCCCUGUCCUCCGGAAGCUCUCCAACUACGAGAUCGUCGACGCGGACGCCGACGAGGACGCAGUGCGCUGCUUCCCGACCGUCGUCGCGGGGCUGACCUUCCACAAGGAGCUCGGCGUCGACUCCACCCAGUCCCCCACCGGCUACGCCAUGGCCGACUUCAAGGCAAUGCUGCGGGAGGCGUACGGGCUGGAGCGCGAGGCCGCAGACGUCGCCGACGACAAGUGGGACAUCCGCCGGAAGCCGCGACUGCUGAUUAUCUCUCGCAUGGUCUCCCGGGUUUUCCUCAACGAGCGGGGGAUGUCGGACAUGGCCAUGAGCCUGGGCUUCGACGUCCGCGUCGCCGACCCCGACGUCGCCACCGACAUCGGCAAGUUCGCGCGGCUAGUGAACUCCGCCGACGUCCUGAUCGGCGUCCACGGCGCCGGCCUCGCCAACAUCGUCUUCCUCCCCCGAGGCGCCGUCUUCAUCCAGGUAGUGCCUAUAGGGAAGCUGGACUGGCUGACCAAGAACACGUUCGAGAAUCCAUCGCUGGAGAUGGAGCUCAAGUACUUGAGCUACCAGAUCCAAGCCGAUGAGAGCACGCUGAGCGACCAGUACCCCAAGGACCAUCCCGUGUUUACAGAUCCCCAAUCCAUUCACAAGAAAGGGUGGGACGAGCUCAGCAGAGUUUACUUGGAGAACCAGAACCUGAAGCCGCACCUGAGCAGGCUCAGGCUCACCUUGUUGGAAGCCCUCAAUAUUCUGCCCCACGGCCGCGCCAUGGCGCAGUAAUCGCUUUCUUUCUCUUCCAAAUUAAAGCUUGUAUUCAUUGUUGUAUCAAGAUCAAUAUACACAAAAUUAGUGUAUAUAUAUAUACAGUGAACCUUGUGCUUAAAAUUAAGAUAGUGAUCAAAGAAUUUAAGUUGUCUCUGAGAUGAUGAAGUGUACUGGAUUUUCAAACUGAAAUAGAGGAACUCAGAUCGACUGUUCUGGUUUGGU